AUGAUGUGCGGACAAAGGCAAUCGAAAUCUUUGGACGAUUUGCAGCAUCAUACAAACGAUGCUGUGCGCCAAUCUGUCACCAAGACGAUGACGACAGACAGAGGAGAGACAACACAUUUGGCGACGGUCAGACGCCGUGAGGAUACUGAGACACACAUCAACCUUUCCGAGCGGACUCAAGUGGGUUGUGCCACCGAAACAGCAAUUCAGAGACGUUGUUUUUUUUGA
This is a messenger RNA of Protopolystoma xenopodis, 228 nucleotides long. NCBI's taxonomy places the organism in Eukaryota, Metazoa, Platyhelminthes, Monogenea, Polystomatidea, Polystomatidae. The record is from the annotation of a GenBank genome assembly.